AAUUUAUUGAUACUUUCAAUAAUAAAACUAGCUCAAGUUAUUUAAUUGUAGUUGAAAAUACAGCCUUAGAAGUAGUAUAUUUAUUACCAAAUUUAUCAGAUAAUAAUCAAUUACAUGAAGAUAAAACUUUAAAUGAUAAUGAAAAUUUUAAUAAUAAAAUUUUAGAUGAAGACAAAGAUAUGAUACAAUAA
Molecule: messenger RNA, 191 nt
Organism: Racocetra persica
Lineage: Eukaryota; Fungi; Glomeromycota; Glomeromycetes; Diversisporales; Gigasporaceae
Source: the annotation of a GenBank genome assembly